AAGCGAGAUACCUUUCUCUGUUCUCCUUUUUCUCUCUAUAGUUCAUGAUCUAGUUUUUAUUAAAUACUAAUUCCCCCGAUCUGCUAUUAGCACAACAAUAUCGAUCACUGCUUUGCGAGAAGAGAGAGAGAGAGAGAGGAUGGGACAUCACUCAUGCUGCAACAAGCAGAAGGUGAAAAGAGGGCUAUGGUCACCGGAAGAAGAUGAGAAACUCAUCAAUUACAUUUCGACCUAUGGCCAUGGUUGCUGGAGUUCUGUCCCCAAACAUGCCGGUCUACAGAGAUGUGGGAAGAGCUGCAGAUUAAGAUGGAUAAAUUAUCUCAGACCAGACUUAAAACGCGGGAGCUUCUCUCCUGAAGAAGCAGCACUCAUAAUCGAACUCCAUAGCAUUCUAGGAAACAGGUGGGCUCAGAUAGCCAAGCACCUACCAGGAAGAACAGACAAUGAGGUUAAGAACUUCUGGAAUUCAAGCAUAAAGAAGAAGCUCAUCUCUCAAGAGCUCGCUCCUGCUGUAGCCACCUUUCCUGCUGAUAUCUGCUAUCAUGGAAACUCUGAAGAAGGUUUCUUCUCUUUAAAUGCAAACCCUAACUGGAUCCUCAGCUCUCAACAAGACCAGCUAUACCUUCCCAAUCCAAACCCAGCGUUACAAGUCUUUGAUCAAGGUGAUCUUAAAUUAGAGAACACCGAAUUUGGUGCCAACUUGGUUCAUUUUCCGCCCGGCCUGGUGCCUCCACCAUCCAUUUCUGCUUCUAAUGACCCCAUGAUAUGGUCAUUAGACUAUCAAUCCCAACAGCUUGACCUCAGUCAAGAGCAUCAAAUUUUCAGCAUAGGAUCAGCAACCAGCAGACAUUAUCUUGGCGAAAAAGUAAUUAUCGAUCCAAGUAUUAUCACAGCACCGCAUUAUGAGAAUUCAUUAGCAGUGCCUCCGAUGCCAAAACUUUGUGAGAUCAUUGAUGGGAAUGUUUGUAGCGUUCCAUAUUCAUCUGCUUCGCAAGAUCACGCUCUUGAACCGCUUGCUAUCCCAUGUUUUCCAUCUGGUUCCAACUAUCCGCAUGAUCCACAAGUAGUACCCAACAAUCAAAUGGAGUAUAUGAUCGAUGUCAUCAUGCCAUCAUCAUCUUCUUCAUCGCCAUCUUGCUUCUCCCCAUUGUCAAGUGGCCAACUGUCACAAACCCUAAGUUUCGUUCAAGCUGGGACCCAGCUUAGGUAGACAUGGUACUUUAUUGGAGUAAUUGGGUACGGUGCAUGCAUGUAUUGAUCAUAGGCAUAUAUUUAAUUGAUAUAUAGAACGCAUUGUAUUUAUUGAGAAAACCUAAAUGUUUCUAGGUCAAGGUGAGUAAUGCUGGUGAAGUUCCAUUCACAUGUGCAUAUGAGUAUUUUUCUAGUCUGGAGUACUUCUACUACUGAACUAUAUAUAUUUGUAUAUCAUGCACUCAAAAUUUCUA
This is a messenger RNA of Juglans regia (Persian walnut), 1445 nucleotides long. Its product is annotated as transcription factor MYB26-like. The record is from RefSeq and is a predicted model, not a curated record. The transcript is spliced from 3 exons. Bases 140 to 1210 code for a protein of 356 amino acids. Lineage: Eukaryota; Viridiplantae; Streptophyta; Magnoliopsida; Fagales; Juglandaceae.